AUGGACGGUAUAGAACCUCCAUUUGGCAAUGUAGCCGUAGAACCGAUGGACACUAGUGAGAUCCCAACACCAGCGCCAACUGCUGCACAACUUUUAGAAGAAAAGGCGAGAAAAUGGAAGCAACUACAGUCAAAAAGAUAUGCGGAAAAGAGGAAAUUUGGAGUCGCAGACACUCAGAAGGAAGAAAUGCCUCCAGAGCAUGUUCGUAAGAUCAUUCGUGACCACGGUGAUAUGACAUCAAGAAAGUUCCGACAUGAUAAGCGAGUUUACCUCGGAGCGCUUAAGUAUAUGCCACAUGCUGUGUUAAAGUUGUUGGAAAACAUGCCUAUGCCAUGGGAACAGAUCAGAGAUGUCAAGGUGUUAUACCAUAUUACUGGUGCAAUCACAUUUGUUAACGAGACUCCCCGAGUGAUUGAACCGGUCUACUUAGCCCAAUGGGGUACGAUGUGGAUUAUGAUGAGGAGAGAAAAGCGAGAUCGUCGGCACUUUAAGCGAAUGCGAUUCCCGCCUUUCGAUGACGAAGAGCCACCUCUUGACUAUGCGGAUAAUAUUCUCGAUGUAGAACCUCUAGAACCUAUCCAAAUGGAUCUAGAUCCUGAGGAAGACACUACCGUGAACGAAUGGUUCUAUGAUCACAAACCGCUAGCUGCAACUAGAUUUGUUAACGGACCAACGUACAGACGAUGGGCGUUUAGUAUUCCAAUAAUGGCGACCUUGUAUCGUCUCGCAAAUCAACUUCUCACUGAUCUUACUGACGAUAAUUACUACUAUUUGUUCGAUUUGAAGUCGUUCUUCACUGCUAAAGCACUAAAUGUCGCAAUCCCCGGAGGUCCAAAGUUUGAACCGUUGAUUAAAGACAUCAAUCUUGACGAGGAUUGGAACGAAUUCAACGACAUCAAUAAGGUUAUUAUUAGAGCACCGAUCAGAACGGAAUAUCGUAUCGCGUUCCCGUAUAUGUAUAAUAACCUAGUGAAUGCACUACCUGUGCAAGUAUCAUGGUACCAUACUCCAUCGGUUGUGUUCAUUAAGACCGAAGAUCCAGAUCUUCCGGCAUUCUACUUCGAUCCGCUGAUCAAUCCUAUAGCGAUAAGUGGAUUAGAGAAGACCGUUGAAAAUCUCCCUGAUGACGAAGAAAUGGAAGAGUUUGAAUUGCCAGAAGAAGUUGCUCCAAUUUUCGAGGAGGUUCCGCUGUACACGGACAAUACCGGUAAUGGCAUUGCUUUGCUGUGGGCUCCACGUCCUUUCAAUAUUCGUUCCGGAAGAACGAGAAGAACAAUUGACGUACCAUUAGUGAAGACCUGGUACAGAGAACAUUGCCCAGCGGGAAUGCCUGUGAAGGUUCGCGUGUCUUAUCAGAAACUUCUAAAGGUGUUCGUGUUGAAUGCUUUGAAGCAUCGUCCGCCGAAACCACAGAAGAGAAGAUAUCUGUUCCGAUCCUUCAAGUCCACGAAAUUCUUCCAGACGACGACACUCGAUUGGGUGGAAGCUGGCUUGCAGGUCCUUCGACAAGGUUAUAAUAUGUUGAAUUUAUUGAUCCAUCGUAAGAACCUUAACUAUCUCCAUCUGGAUUACAAUUUCAACUUGAAGCCUGUAAAAACGCUCACAACAAAAGAACGUAAAAAGUCUCGUUUCGGUAAUGCUUUCCAUUUAUGCCGCGAGAUUCUGAGGCUUACAAAGUUGGUUGUGGACGCUCAUGUUCAGUACAGGCUCAACAACGUGGACGCAUAUCAACUGGCAGAUGGUUUGCAGUACAUCUUUGCGCACGUUGGACAGCUUACUGGAAUGUACCGUUACAAGUACAAGUUAAUGCGACAGGUUCGAAUGUGCAAAGAUCUCAAACAUAUCAUCUACUAUCGCUUCAACACUGGAGCUGUUGGAAAGGGACCAGGUUGUGGUUUCUGGGCACCUGGAUGGCGUGUUUGGUUAUUCUUCCUGAGAGGAAUCACGCCGCUGCUUGAGAGAUGGCUUGGGAACUUGCUAUCCAGGCAAUUCGAAGGCCGUCAUUCAAAGGGAGUGGCAAAAACUGUCACUAAGCAGAGGGUCGAAUCACACUUUGACUUAGAGUUGAGAGCUGCAGUAAUGCACGACAUUCUUGACAUGAUGCCAGAGGGUAUCAAGCAGAACAAGGCUCGUGUCAUUCUCCAACAUCUCAGCGAAGCUUGGAGAUGCUGGAAGGCCAACAUUCCCUGGAAAGUUCCUGGAUUGCCAACUCCUGUAGAGAAUAUGAUUCUCCGAUACGUGAAGGCUAAAGCAGAUUGGUGGACAAAUUCCGCUCACUACAAUAGAGAACGUGUGCGCCGUGGUGCGACUGUCGACAAGACUGUCUGUAAGAAAAAUUUGGGGCGGCUGACAAGAUUGUACUUGAAGGCAGAGCAAGAACGACAACAUAACUACCUAAAGGACGGUCCAUAUAUUUCCGCCGAAGAAGCUGUUGCUAUUUACACCACAACCGUUCACUGGCUGGAGUCCAGGAGAUUCUCUCCAAUCCCAUUCCCUCCAUUGUCAUACAAACACGACACAAAACUGUUGAUCCUGGCUUUGGAAAGACUGAAAGAAGCGUACAGCGUCAAGAAUCGCCUUAACCAGUCUCAAAGAGAAGAGUUGGCUCUGAUCGAGCAGGCCUACGAUAACCCCCAUGAAGCUUUGUCACGUAUCAAGCGUCACAUGCUUACGCAAAGGGCUUUCAAGGAAGUCGGUAUUGAAUUCAUGGAUUUGUACACUCAUCUGAUACCUGUAUACGAUAUUGAGCCGCUUGAGAAAGUAACAGAUGCUUAUUUGGAUCAGUACCUAUGGUACGAGGCAGAUAAGAGAAGGCUGUUCCCAUCGUGGGUGAAACCAGGUGACACUGAGCCACCUCCACUGUUGGUGUACAAGUGGUGCCAAGGAAUCAACAAUCUUCAAGAUGUGUGGGAGACUGGAGAAGGAGAGUGCAACGUAAUGAUGGAGGCAAAACUUGAAAAAGUAGCUGAAAAGAUGGACUUGACACUACUGAAUAGAUUGUUGAGAUUGAUUGUGGAUCACAAUAUUGCUGACUACAUGUCCUCGAAGAACAACGUUCUGAUAAACUAUAAGGAUAUGAACCACACGAACUCCUUCGGAAUCAUCAGAGGGCUUCAGUUUGCGUCCUUCAUUGUGCAGUACUACGGAUUGGUUCUGGAUCUUUUGAUCCUUGGUUUGCGACGAGCAUCUGAGAUCGCUGGUCCACCGCAGUGUCCUAAUGAGUUCUUAACUUUCCAGGAUAUCGCCACCGAGACAGCACAUCCGAUUCGUCUCUACUGUAGAUACAUCGAUCGAGUGUGGAUAAUGUUCAGGUUCACUGCGGACGAGGCACGUGAUCUGAUCCAGCGUUAUCUCACAGAGCACCCUGAUCCAAAUAAUGAGAAUAUCGUAGGCUACAACAACAAGAAAUGCUGGCCUAGAGAUGCUAGAAUGCGUCUGAUGAAGCACGACGUGAAUCUAGGAAGAGCUGUGUUUUGGGACAUAAAGAACCGUCUACCUCGAUCAGUAACAACUAUCGAAUGGGAGAAUGCUUUUGUAUCGGUGUACAGUAAGGAUAAUCCGAAUCUGUUGUUUGAUAUGGCUGGAUUUGAAUGCCGUAUUUUGCCGAAGUGCCGUACGACUGCUGAAGAGAUUACGCAUAGAGAUGGAGUUUGGAACCUCCAGAAUGAGGUCACGAAGGAGCGUACUGCCCAAUGCUUCCUGAAGGUUGACGAUGAAUCUAUGUCGAAAUUCCACAACAGAAUUCGUCAAAUCCUUAUGUCAUCUGGAUCAACAACGUUCACAAAGAUUGUCAACAAAUGGAACACAGCGCUGAUUGGUCUCAUGACGUACUAUCGAGAAGCGGUUGUAAAUACCCAGGAGCUCCUAGAUCUCCUAGUCAAGUGCGAGAAUAAGAUUCAGACACGUAUUAAGAUCGGUUUGAACUCUAAAAUGCCGGCUAGAUUCCCUCCUGUUGUGUUCUACACUCCUAAGGAAAUUGGAGGAUUGGGUAUGCUUUCCAUGGGACACGUUCUUAUUCCUCAAAGUGAUCUUCGUUGGAUGCAGCAAACUGAUGCCGGUGGUAUCACUCACUUCCGAUCAGGAAUGACACACGAUGAAGAUCAGCUUAUUCCUAACUUGUACAGAUACAUUCAACCAUGGGAGGCUGAGUUCAUAGACUCACAACGUGUGUGGGCUGAAUAUGCUCUCAAACGGCAGGAAGCGAAUGCGCAAAAUCGUCGUCUAACCUUAGAAGACCUCGAUGACUCCUGGGAUAGAGGAAUUCCUCGUAUUAACACCCUGUUCCAAAAAGAUCGUCAUACUUUGGCAUAUGAUAAAGGAUGGCGUGUUAGGACGGAAUUCAAAGCUUAUCAGAUUCUGAAGCAGAACCCGUUCUGGUGGACUCAUCAACGGCACGAUGGUAAGCUCUGGAACCUGAACAACUAUCGUACUGACAUGAUUCAGGCACUUGGAGGAGUUGAAGGAAUUCUGGAGCACACACUAUUUAGAGGAACAUACUUCCCCACCUGGGAAGGUCUGUUCUGGGAGCGUGCAUCCGGAUUCGAAGAGUCUAUGAAAUUCAAGAAGUUGACUAAUGCUCAGCGAUCUGGUUUGAAUCAAAUUCCUAACCGUCGUUUCACUUUAUGGUGGUCUCCUACCAUUAAUCGAGCUAACGUGUACGUCGGUUUCCAAGUACAGCUUGAUCUUACCGGUAUUUUCAUGCACGGUAAAAUCCCAACUUUGAAAAUCUCACUGAUCCAGAUCUUCCGUGCUCACUUGUGGCAGAAGAUCCACGAGUCAGUGGUUAUGGAUUUGUGUCAGGUGUUCGAUCAAGAGUUGGAUGCUUUGGAGAUCCAAACUGUACAGAAGGAAACUAUUCACCCCAGGAAAUCCUAUAAGAUGAAUAGUUCAUGUGCGGACAUUCAGUUGUUUGCACAAUAUAAGUGGAAUGUAUCGCGACCAUCAUUAAUGGCUGACAGCAAAGAUGUGAUGGACAGCACGACAACGCAGAAGUACUGGAUUGAUGUCCAACUUCGAUGGGGAGAUUAUGAUUCGCACGACAUUGAACGAUACGCUAGAGCAAAAUUCUUGGAUUACACUACGGACAACAUGUCUAUUUAUCCAUCACCAACCGGUCUUCUGAUUGCAAUGGACCUCGCUUAUAAUCUUUACAGCGCUUAUGGUAACUGGUUCCCCGGAAUGAAGCCGCUAAUCCGGCAGGCCAUGGCGAAAAUCAUCAAGGCUAACCCCGCCUUCUAUGUACUUCGAGAACGUAUCCGUAAGGGAUUGCAACUGUACAGUUCCGAACCAACAGAACCAUAUCUGACCAGUCAAAACUAUGGAGAACUGUUCUCCAAUCAAAUUAUCUGGUUCGUGGAUGACACUAACGUGUACCGUGUGACAAUCCAUAAAACAUUCGAGGGUAACUUGACCACGAAACCUAUUAACGGUGCGAUCUUCAUCUUCAAUCCCAGGACUGGACAACUGUUCCUUAAGAUUAUUCAUACAUCUGUGUGGGCUGGACAGAAACGUCUCAGUCAGUUGGCUAAAUGGAAGACCGCCGAAGAAGUGGCUGCUCUCAUUCGAUCCCUACCCGUUGAAGAACAGCCAAGGCAGAUUAUCGUAACCAGAAAGGCUAUGCUUGAUCCCUUGGAGGUCCAUCUUCUCGAUUUCCCUAACAUUGUCAUUAAAGGAUCCGAAUUGAUGUUGCCGUUCCAGGCCAUCAUGAAGGUGGAGAAAUUCGGAGACUUGAUCUUGAAAGCCACAGAGCCACAAAUGGUGUUAUUCAAUUUGUAUGACGAUUGGUUAAAGACAAUAUCAAGUUACACUGCAUUCUCUCGAGUCAUCCUGAUAAUGCGUGGUAUGCAUAUUAAUCCGGAUAAGACAAAGGUGAUCUUGAAACCAGACAAAACAACGAUAACAGAACCGCAUCAUAUUUGGCCUUCAUUGAUCGAUGAGGAGUGGAUAAAGGUUGAAUUAGCUCUGAAAGACAUGAUUCUGGCUGACUAUGGUAAAAAGAACAACGUAAACGUCGCUUCUCUUACUCAAUCUGAAGUGAGAGACAUCAUCCUCGGUAUGGAGAUCAGUGCACCAAGUCAACAACGUCAGCAAAUUGCUGACAUCGAGAAGCAAACUAAAGAGCAAAGCCAAGUGACUGCCACGACAACUCGUACGGUGAAUAAACAUGGUGAUGAGAUCAUCACAGCGACUACCUCCAAUUAUGAAGCGGCCACAUUCGCGAGUAGGACAGAAUGGAGAAUUAGGGCAAUUUCGGCAACUAAUCUGCAUUUGAGAACACAGCACAUCUAUGUGAGCUCUGAUGAUGUGAAAGAUACCGGAUUCACCUACAUCCUUCCUAAGAAUGUUCUUAAAAAGUUUAUCACCAUUUCGGAUUUGCGAACGCAGAUUGGAGGAUUUCUGUACGGAAUAUCGCCUUCCGAUAAUCCUCAAGUGAAAGAAAUCCGCUGCGUAGUGCUUGUGCCGCAAACGGGAAAUCAUCAGCAAGUUCAGUUCCCGACUCAUCUGCCGCAACAUGAAUUGUUGAAGGACUUGGAGCCGUUAGGAUGGAUGCACACACAACCAAACGAGUUGCCACAACUUUCACCACAGGAUGUAACAGCUCACGCAAAAAUUCUUUCCGAAAAUGCUAGUUGGGAUGGAGAGAAGACUGUGAUCAUUACAUGCAGUUUCACUCCUGGAUCUGUAUCCUUGACAGCGUAUAAACUGACUCCAUCAGGAUACGAGUGGGGAAGGUCGAAUACUGAUCGCGGAAACAAUCCCAAGGGGUAUAUGCCAACACAUUACGAAAAGGUUCAAAUGUUGCUGUCCGACAGAUUCCUUGGAUACUUCAUGGUUCCUAGUGCUGGUGUAUGGAAUUACAACUUCCAAGGUCAGCGAUGGUCGCAGUCGAUGAAGUAUGACGUAUGCUUGGCAAAUCCUAAGGAAUAUUACCAUGAGGAUCAUCGACCGGUGCAUUUCCACAACUUUAAGGCAUUUGACGAUCCACUAGGCAUUGCUAUGGCUGAUAGAGAAGACAGUUUCAACUAA
This is a messenger RNA of Necator americanus (New World hookworm), 7026 nucleotides long. RefSeq lists its product as uncharacterized. Gene Ontology annotation, biological process: mRNA splicing, via spliceosome; spliceosomal tri-snRNP complex assembly. The transcript has 55 exons. Gene Ontology annotation, cellular component: U5 snRNP; catalytic step 2 spliceosome. Gene Ontology annotation, molecular function: U1 snRNA binding; metallopeptidase activity; U6 snRNA binding. Bases 1 to 7026 code for a protein of 2341 amino acids. NCBI's taxonomy places the organism in Eukaryota, Metazoa, Nematoda, Chromadorea, Rhabditida, Ancylostomatidae. The record is from RefSeq and is a predicted model, not a curated record.